AUGGCUUCUCUUGCUCUAACGUUCACUUUCGCCACUUUGCUGGCCAUGAUUGACCUCUCCGUGGCCUUUGACAGACAAGACUUUCUGGUGCAUUUCCUUAACCUCAAAAAUUGCCAUCACGCUGUUCUGUUGGAUUGCCUUCCGGACGGCGAACGAGCACUGCACGAUCGUGUAACGAUGUUCCGUCACGCCACGGAACGUGGUACCUCGCUUCAAUUUGUCAACCUCCGGUCCGGCUAUCCGGGACCAAGGCAACCUAAUGUGACCACCCUCUUCACACCCCGUCAGCCCACCCGGUUGUGUUGUGUACUCGAUUACGAGUGUCCGGGAGCAUCGGCAGUCCUAGAGGAGGUCUCUAGAUAUCGCUUCAUGAACAACACCUACAGCUGGCUUCUGUUACCGCGCCAGCUUACCCGAUCUUCCGCACUGACCGCCGAGCGAAUGCUCUGGAACGUUAGUGGCAUCCAGCUGAACAGUGAUUUGAUUACGAUCGAGUGGCAGACCGGGGAAACCCGGAAGACGAUCAACUUGUUUGACAUCCACUCGAAAGGGCGCCACCUGUGUAAGGACAUCUACCGGUCGCUGUACGGAUGGUGGCGUCCCGGUGAACCCAUCCAGCUGGCCGCAAACUACAACAGCUACCGGGUACGGCAAGACUUUAACUUCCUACAGCUGCGUGGCGUCACGGUGAUUGACCGUAGGAACGUUACGCACGAUCGGGUCGAGCAGCUGUUGAGUGAACCCGGACUUACCGAGGGUAUCGUCGCGUUCGUCAAGUAUCACUACGCGCUGUUAGUGGUUUUGCGAGAUUUUCACAAUUUUACUAUCAAGUUCCGUCCGACGAGAGGAUGGGCCGGUCGGUUGCGCCGGUCCGGCUAUCGGUUAGGUUUGCUCGGGGUCGUACAGCGUCACGAGACCGAUGUGGCCGCAACGGGGAUCAUCAUGCGGCUAAGCCGCCAACCGGAGCUCGAUUCCAUCCACUACAGCUGGGCAUUCGAAACUGGUUUCGUGUACAAAAUCACACCGGACAUUGGCAGCAAAUCGGAAGGAAAUGGUUUUGUCGCUCCAUUUUCCCGCUCCGUCUGGUUGACGUUCGUGCUGUCGCUAGGCCUGGCAAUGGCGGUGCUCAAAUAUCUCCCCCGGCUAUCCGUCCACCGGCUCGAAAGCGACACGAACCCGUCGUCGUCACCCGGGACCUAUCUACUCGAUGUCGUGGCGUGUGUUGCCCAGCAAGGUGUGGCCCAGGUCUCACGAUUUGUGCCAUCCCGGGUUGCGAUACUGGUGCUGCUGGUGGCUAACCUUGUCCUGUACAAUUACUACACCUCGACGGUGGUCAGUGGGCUGCUGAGUGCCCAGAUGGUUGGCCCGGAAUCGAUCCCCGAAGUCAUUGACAGCUCGUUGAAGGUGUCGCUUACCGAUACCGGCUACCAUCACAUAAUGCUCCGGGAGCAAACACUACCGUACAGUACGGAUCUGUACGAACGGAAGGCACGCCCAGCACGAUCACCGUCGGAGUUGCCCCUGUUUACUGACGUGGACCACGCCGUUCCGUUUCUGAGGCGCGGUGGUCACGCGCUCCACUGUGAACUGACCGAGGUAUACCCGGCUCUGGCCAAGCAGUUCACGGCCAAUGAGAUCUGUGAGCUACGGACGGUCGAAGGUUUGUUUGGAUACGACAUUCGCGUCAUGGCGUUCGUGCUGCCCAAGCACAGCAUGUACAGUGAGCUGUUCAAGACGACCUUGAUGCGGGCACAGGAAACGGGAAUCGUAAAGCGGAUUUAUAGGAUCCACAAGACGACCAAACCGAUCUGCCAAGGAAGUGCAACGGUCUACUCGGUGGCGCUGAGCGAAGUUUCGUUGGCCUUCAUCAUAUUAGGAGCUGGCCUCGCCCUAUCGGGGUUAAUUUAUCUGGCGGAAAAGAAACGGGAAAGCAUACGCGCCGCGGCGGCCGCGGCGGAAGAUGGGGACGAGCUGGUAUGA
Messenger RNA from Anopheles aquasalis, 1980 nucleotides. RefSeq names its product ionotropic receptor 75a-like. Lineage: Eukaryota; Metazoa; Arthropoda; Insecta; Diptera; Culicidae. The record is from RefSeq and is a predicted model, not a curated record.